AGUAAACAGGACUUGGCCACUGCGGCCACAGGAUGGGAACUCUGUGCCCUGUCCCAGCACUGUGCAGGCCCAGCGCCAGAGGCCAGCAUCGGGCAUCACAUUACACCCAGAUAUUUGCGGAGCAAGCAGAAGUUACAGGAGUAAAGCCAAAGCAUGUGCUGAAUGCCAGGAGUGUGCAAGCCGACCCCUCUAGGAGGCUGUGGGAAGAGAGCCAGAAGGAAGACAUACCAGUGGGGACAGGAGAGAGGCUGCCUCUCCUCAUCAAUACUUCCUCAAAGGGAGCUGACUUCACUCAGGCAGGAGCCUCACUGAGGCAGAGAGUUGAAGUUCUUGGCCCAGGCCAAGUACCCCCACCCACAGAAGCAGAAUCCAGGGCUCCAGAAACAUCCAGUGAGAACACUGGCACUACCCUGGAACUGUCUGUAGCGAUCGACAGAAUCAGCGAGGUCCUCACCAGCCUCAAGAUGUCACAAAGUGUGGGUCAAGGAACCUCGUCCAGCAAGCCUGACUGUUGCCCCUCAGAAGAGGCCCUGUGGCUGAGUUUAGGGCCUAGCCCUCAACCCGUAGAGCCACUGACUCCAGCCAGUGCCGUUCACAGGGGUGAAGCACAUCGCAGGGUCUCUCUCCAUGUGCAAGGGAUGGCUACUCCUGGGGAGCUUUUUGAGACACAGAGGGGCAGUCCCACUGCCUCUGCAGAAGCUCCGGCACUUGUUCACCAUGAUGAGCAGGACCCACGUCCCAAAGGCCCUGGAACUGAAUUGGAAGACCAGAUCCCUAAAGGAACUCAGCCAUUUCUACCCCUGCCAAAGAGGAGCAGCAACAAUGAGGGAGUGAGUGCGGAGGAGACAGGGCCCGAGGCUGAGCCUAUCACAAGGCCAAGCUUAGCCACAAAGGACUGGGGAGAUGAGACUGUGGGGACUACAGACAUGGACCCAGGAAGAGGAAACCCUGAGCCUGGGAGGGACCAUGCAGCCAAGGACUCAGAGAGCACUGAGGCCAGAAGGAGGGUGUCUGCUGCUGCAGAGGCCGCCAUCACGGUUCUAGAUGACAGUGCAGCACCCCCAGCCCCGUUUGAACAUCGGAUAGUCAGUGUCAAGGAUACCCUGAUUUCAGCAGGCUACACAGUGUCCCAACAUGAAGUCUUGGGAGGGGGCCGGUUUGGCCAGGUGCACAGGUGUACAGAGAGGUCUACUGGCCUUGCCCUGGCAGCCAAGAUCAUCAAAGUGAAGAGCGUAAAGGACCGGGAGGAUGUGAAGAAUGAGAUCAAUAUCAUGAACCAGCUCAGCCAUGUAAACCUGAUCCAACUUUAUGAUGCUUUUGAGAGCAAAAACAGCUUCACCCUGAUCAUGGAGUAUGUGGAUGGAGGUGAGCUCUUUGACCGGAUCACAGACGAGAAGUGCCACCUGACUGAACUGGAUGUGGUCUUGUUCACGAGGCAGAUCUGUGAGGGCGUGCACUACCUGCACCAGCAUUACAUCCUGCACCUGGACCUCAAGCCGGAGAACAUUCUGUGUGUCAACCAGACAGGACAUCAAAUUAAGAUCAUUGACUUUGGGCUGGCUAGAAGAUACAAACCUCGGGAGAAGCUAAAGGUGAACUUUGGUACUCCAGAGUUCCUGGCCCCAGAAGUUGUUAACUAUGAAUUCGUCUCAUUCCCAACAGACAUGUGGAGUGUGGGAGUUAUCACCUACAUGCUGCUCAGCGGUCUGUCCCCAUUUCUGGGAGAAACAGAUGCAGAGACCAUGAAUUUUAUUGUGAACUGCAGCUGGGAUUUCGAUGCUGAUACCUUCAAAGGGCUGUCAGAGGAAGCCAAGGACUUUGUUUCCCGGUUGCUCAUCAAAGAGAAGAGCUGCAGGAUGAGUGCCACACAGUGCCUGAAACACGAGUGGUUAAAUCACCUCCCUGCCAAAGCCUCAGGCUCCAACAUUCGUCUCAGGUCCCAACUAUUGCUGCAGAAAUAUAUGGCCCAGAGCAAAUGGAAGAAACAUUUCCACGUGGUGACUGCAGUCAACAGGUUAAAGAAAUUUCCAACCUGUCCCUAAUCUUUGGCUCUGCUGCUCCCCUGGGCCCAGGAAUUCUAGAGGCAACAUGAAGUGGUACUAUGAAGAGAGUAUUUGAGAUUUUUCAUAGUCUGGCACUUUGCUAUUAUUGAUUCUUCUUAUUUUGCAAAGAAUGAUGGAAAGAAGAAAGAGAGAGAAAGAAAAGAAGAAAAAAGAGAAGAAAAGGAAAAGGAAGAAAGCAAGGAAAGAAAAAAGUUUGUUGUUUUUUUUCCUUGUUAAUGAAAAGUGGUUUUUGUUUUCUUAAGCCCUGAGAACGUUUUGCUGUAAUAUUACCAGGCCUGAAAUGCUGCUUCCUCCCCAGUACCCUUACUUCUGGUAAUAACAGUAAGCAUGCUCAGAAUGGACAGGGAAAAUCCUACUUGGCUUUUGGUCAAAUAUGAAUUCUAAACUUGUCAUGAUUUAAAAAACUCAUUAGGGAGAGAGGUAUGGAUCUUGGGGCAGUUAGUUGCAGGAGUGGGGAAUGAAUAUGAUCAAAACAUAUUGUAUAAAAUUCUUAAAGAAUUAAUAAAAUAUAUUUUCGAAAAGGAGUCAGUAGAUCUGGGCUGCUUGCAACUGUGGUCAGAGAAGCUUCAUUUUGCAGUGGGUAAUUAGA
Molecule: messenger RNA, 2652 nt
Organism: Psammomys obesus (fat sand rat)
Lineage: Eukaryota; Metazoa; Chordata; Mammalia; Rodentia; Muridae
Gene: Mylk3
Product: myosin light chain kinase 3
Exons: 13
Coding region: 33-2042 (669 amino acids)
Biological process (GO): protein phosphorylation; positive regulation of apoptotic process; intracellular signal transduction
Cellular component (GO): nucleus; cytoplasm
Molecular function (GO): ATP binding; protein serine/threonine kinase activity
Source: RefSeq, a predicted model, not a curated record